Gopherus flavomarginatus (Mexican gopher tortoise) is the source of this 1212-nucleotide messenger RNA. RefSeq names its product LIM homeobox 3 (gene LHX3). Gene Ontology annotation, molecular function: RNA polymerase II transcription regulatory region sequence-specific DNA binding; DNA-binding transcription factor activity, RNA polymerase II-specific. Bases 1 to 1212 code for a protein of 403 amino acids. Gene Ontology annotation, biological process: neuron differentiation; regulation of transcription by RNA polymerase II. The transcript is spliced from 6 exons. Gene Ontology annotation, cellular component: nucleus. The record is from RefSeq and is a predicted model, not a curated record. Lineage: Eukaryota; Metazoa; Chordata; Testudines; Testudinidae.
AUGGAUGCUCUAAAGGAACUGAGCGCGGGCAAGGACUGCUCGAAUACAGAGAUGCUCUUCGCUUUGCUGGCACAGAAUGAGGAUGUGCGCAAAGAAAUCCCUCUCUGUGCAGGCUGCAACCAACACAUUGUGGACAGGUUCAUCUUGAAGGUGCUGGACAGACACUGGCACAGCAAAUGCCUGAAAUGCAGCGAUUGCCAGACCCAGCUGGCUGAGAAAUGCUUCAGCAGAGGGGACAGCGUGUAUUGCAAAGAGGACUUUUUCAAGAGGUUUGGGACAAAAUGUGCAGCCUGUCAGCAGGGGAUCCCCCCUACCCAGGUGGUGAGAAGGGCCCAAGAUUUUGUCUACCACCUGCACUGCUUCUCUUGCAUCGUGUGUAAAAGGCAGCUGGCCACGGGGGACGAGUUCUACCUCAUGGAGGACAGCCGGCUGGUCUGUAAAGGAGACUAUGAGACCGCCAAGCAGAGAGAGGCGGAGUCCACGGCAAAAAGACCCCGAACCACGAUCACAGCCAAGCAGCUGGAAACCCUGAAAAACGCUUAUAACAAUUCCCCUAAACCUGCCAGGCACGUGAGAGAGCAGCUGUCCUCAGAGACCGGGCUGGAUAUGAGAGUCGUACAGGUGUGGUUCCAGAACAGAAGGGCUAAGGAAAAAAGACUGAAGAAAGAUGCUGGAAGGCAGAGAUGGGGCCAGUACUUUAGGAAUAUGAAAAGAUCCCGGGGGAAUUCCAAAUCUGACAAGGACAGUAUCCAGGAGGAAGGCCCAGACAGUGAUGCUGAGGUCUCCUUUACAGAUGAGCCCUCUAUGUCAGAAAUGAGUCAUUCCAAUGGGAUUUACAGCAACCUAAAUGAAGCUUCUCCUGCUUUGGGGAGACAAGCUGGGACCAACGGGAGCUUCUCUUUGGAACACAGUGGCAUUCCCGCUCAGGACCAGUACCACGACCUCAGAUCCAACAGCCCCUAUGGGAUACCCCAAUCACCAGCUUCUUUGCAGGCAUUACCAGGCCACCAGCCUUUAAUCUCAAGCUUGGUUUAUCCAGACAACGGUUUAGGCAUCAUAGCUCAAGGUGGACAAGGCGUGCCCCAGCCAAUGAGAGUCUUAGGAGGGAAUGGACCCAGUUCUGAUCUCUCCACAGGGAGCAGUGGAGGGUAUCCAGACUUCCCUGCUAGCCCUGCUUCUUGGUUAGAUGAAGUUGAUCAUGCCCAAUUUUGA